GCGACCGCGCGGCGGGAUGUUCUCAGGGGCGCGCCCUGGGCGCUGAGACCGAGCCUGGCGUGCGGCUGCAUUUCCCUCUUCCGGGGCACUCCGGCCGUUGGCUCCACCGAUGUGACGCCCUCCCUGCGGAAGGAUGGGGAUCUUUCUGGCAUAUGUCGGAUUCGUCGUCUUCUCUGUGUUCUGCGUGCAGCAGGGGCUUUCUUCCCAGGCGAAAUUCACGGAGUUUCCGCGGAACGUGACGGCCAGCGAGGGGCAGAACGUGGAGAUGUCGUGCGCCUUCCAGAGCGGCUCCGCCUCGCUCUACCUGGAGAUCCAGUGGUGGUUCCUGCGGGGCCCCGGCGGCCUGGAGCCCGCCGCCGAGGCGGCCGGCGCGCAGGUGGAGCUCCUGCCGGACCGAGACCCGGACAGCGACGGCACCAAGAUCAGCACAGUGAAAGUCCAAGGCAAUGACAUCUCCCACAAGCUUCAGAUUUCCAAAGUGAGAAAAAAGGAUGAAGGCUUGUAUGAGUGCAGGGUGACGGACGCCAACUACGGGGAGCUUCAGGAACACAAGGCCCAGGCCUACCUGAAGGUCAAUGCCAACAGCCAUGCCCGGAGGAUGCAGGCCUUUGAGGCCUCGCCCAUGUGGCUACAAGACACGAAGCCCCGCAAAAACGCCUCUGCAGCGGCUCCCAGCAGCAUGCACAGCUCUGCCACCCAGCGAGCACACGCCACCUCCAGCCCUCACGCAGUAGCCAGGAUCCCCAAGCAAAGUCCACAAUCAGCAAAGAGCAAAUCGCCUGUAAAAUCUACGGAGCGGACAGCAAAGUUGACCCUAAACUCCAAGCACCACUCUGCACCACUGUACUCUAAUAUCCUACCCAAGGAGCGCCUGCUUCCGGAGCAUAAACGAAGAGGCUAUCACAUGCUUUGUUGAUGAUAUUUUCUUUGGCAAAUCACCUGAUCUUUUAUUUCAAGAGAAUUAGUGUGAAGUGAUAGGAUGUUUUCUAAUAGCAAGAUCUAUUUUUUUUUUCCUUUUCUUUCGGCAACUGAAAGUCAUCAUUUCACUGACUACUCAGGGGUUGGCCAGAACAUCAUCGGAAUAAACAUUCACACUGUGGAUACCGUUGGUUUCCUACUAAAAGGCCCAUUGUCUACAAAAAAACAAACAGAUCAAAAUGCUACAGAGCAUAAACUACCAUCAGCUAAAGCCCCCAGAUGGGGACAAGAACAAAAUCACCAACACUACACGUCGACAAGAACAUUAAGCAAAGAAUAUUAAAAGAAAGAUUUUUUGUUUUCCCCUUUUUUCUUGGAAUUUUUCUGCUUUUUCAUGAUUGCAGUUCGUGUUCUGUGGUGGCAAGCACUGAUUAUGGCCAAUCCCUGUCAAUCCUGGGAGGUUUCUAUAUAAAUACAUUUUAAGUGUUCUAUAUUUCAACGUGUUUUCAUUCAUUUUGCAAUUCCUGUAUAUGCAAACCUGACAAAUUCUGUAAAUUGCUUACAGUAUGUGUGAUAUAGCUUCAAAAUAGAUACACUAUGAACCUCAUGCAAGCUGAUUUUCAUCGUUAUAUAUAAAUAUAUACAUAUGGAUAUCUACAUGAUCAGCCAUCAGCCAACUUUUUUUGGCAGAGCAUUUGUUUUUCAUUUAUAAUUCAUGCACUAUGUGAGUUUCAUAAUGCAUUGUUUCACUUCCAUGGUUUGACAGCUACAGAUGGAAAAUGCAUAUUCAAAAUUGUGUCAGUCUCUGAUAAAUGAAUUAAGUUUUUCUGUGUGUGUGCUACACUGGAAUUUGCUGUGUUCUUUUAUUAUGUGUGGUGUUCACUGAGGAGUGAGGGUCUUCUGACUGUAGAAUGUAUACUGUCUGGCUUUGACAGCUCUCCUUGCAUUAUUAUCAUUGCUGCUGUCAAAAGGAAUGUUGUUUCCAAAAAAUUUUCACCGGAGGCAGAGGUGGGCAAAGCCCCCAUGAUUCCCGGCUUCAUGGAAGAACACCUAGUGCCAUGGUUCCAAAUGCUGCUUCCUUAGAUCUUUGUGAACUUUCGUUGUGUUGUCAUGCUGUUAUUUGCUGCUAAUUAUAUGUUAAUAUCGCCUAACUAAAAAUUAAAAUUUGGUUGUUGGCUAAUAUAAUAUGCAAAAGGCAACUGGAAAUCUCUGACUCUAAAGAAGAUAAUGUGUGCAGCUUUCACUAGGUAAAGGAAUUUUAAUUCUAAAUAUUCCAACUUUGUUGGCUGUAUGAUAAUUUGGACCUUUUUAAGAACUGUUUGUUUUCUCCUCUGGCAAGGGACACAGAACCGUUCAUGUGUUCCAUGUAUACUGUGCAUAGACAUGGCUUAAGAAAGAAAUGACCUCAGUUUUCCUUCCAGAGAGAUUCUGCCAUUUUCUUUCAUUACAAAACCAGAAAGUCAUCUGUGGGAAUCAUCUGCUGCAUGCUGAGGUCUAACCUGAAGCUGAAGGCAGUGAAUAUCUCUGCUUUCAAAGGUAAAUGCAUUUUCUGUGGCCCAGUUACAAGCAAUGUUUAUAUUUUCAUGAUAUUCUUGACAUUACUUUCUGAGAAAUACUGUUCACGCUUAAUCUUUUAUUGUUAUGUUUUGUGUUGAUUUAUGAUUUCAGUCUAAUGAGAAAAAUAAAGGUUUUGAUUGCGCUAUUUUAUUAACUUAGAAAUGUAUUUUCUUUCAAAUAUUAAUAUUUUAAAUGAAUAAAAUAGUGGAAGAACAUAUAUAUAUGUAGAUAUAUAUCAUCUAUUAAAAUCUAUCAGGUCUUUUCUUUAAAGAUUACAUACAUUAAAGCCUAAAUUAAUACACAGAUUCAGUCAAAUUCAAUCAAGCUGGGAAAAUCCUCCAGGUAAUGUAUUUUUACAUGAGAUGGGUUGGUUCUAGAGCUCUUCAGACUUGUGCCUGUAUCUCCGCUGUAUUCACAGUUUUAAUAAAGAUCACAUGCUAGUUUGGGAAAA
Molecule: messenger RNA, 2926 nt
Organism: Oryctolagus cuniculus (rabbit)
Lineage: Eukaryota; Metazoa; Chordata; Mammalia; Lagomorpha; Leporidae
Gene: VSTM2A
Product: V-set and transmembrane domain containing 2A
Cellular component (GO): membrane
Source: RefSeq, a predicted model, not a curated record